ACGCACUCGCCGUAGUAAGCGUCAGUUCCUCGUACUUGAGGCACAUAAAUAUGAAGGCCGCCCCUUUAUAAGCUUAGUAGGACAUGAGUACAACUCGGAGUUUCUGAAAAACUGAAGUUCAUGUCAACUGAAAAACGUUUUUUCUGAUCGAGGACAUUUUCCUUCAGCAACUAUGGCACAGUCUAGUGAUGACGGCAGACUUGAGACCGAUAAUGCAAGCUUGUCAGUAAUGGAUGCUCGGCUUCAUUCUUUCCGGCUCUUCCCUCUUUCUCAAAUGGUUUCAACAAAGCGGAUGGCCCGGGCGGGGUUUUACUACACAGGAGAGGCAGACAAGGUGCGCUGUUUUAGUUGCAGUGCAACAGUGGGGGAUUGGAACGAAGGGGACAUCCCAUUAAGAAGGCAUCAUGAAGCAUCUCCAGCCUGCACGUUUCUCAACUGUGCCCACGGACUGAGUGCUAUUAGCAACCUGUCCAUUCUAAACAGUGGGUCUGAUUAUGAUGAAGAGGCCGAGGCCAUGGCGUUCCAGCUACGCACGGGAGAGGUUAUGGAUGAGUCCUUAUAUCCCAUAGUACCACACAUGAAGAGUGAGGAAGCUCGACUGGGAACUUUCAGUAAUUGGCCGACACAUUUGCCAGUACAGCCCAGCGACCUGGCGGAGGCGGGCAUGUAUUAUCGUGGGAGGGACGACAAUGUGCAGUGUUUCUGUUGUGGAGGGAUGCUGGGUGAAUGGCAGCAGGGUGAUAAUCCUUGGAACGAACAUGAAAAAUUCUACCCAAACUGCUUUUUUAUCUUGGGCCACGAUGUGGGCAAUGUGCCCCUGGCAACACAGAGUCGCAGAGUGAAUGGUCGGGCAGGCUCUCUUGAGACUUUUGAAGGACGACUUGAUACCUUCAGAAGCACACAGCAUCCUAUAGAACAUGAGAAACUGGUUAGAGCCGGCUUCUACAGCACAGGGGAACGAGACAGAGUGAUUUGUUUUAAAUGUGGAGGAGGAGUAAAGGGCUGGUUGCCUGAUGAAGAUCCAUGGGAGGAGCACGCCAAGUACUAUCCAGGCUGCAGUUUCCUUCUGGCAGAAAAAGGAAAUGAAUAUGUCAACCAAGUGCAACUGAGACAUCCUAACAGACACCAUACAAGGCCAAGUCAGAAUGGAUUUUCAAGUCAUGAAGAAGCUGCACAGAAGGUCAUGCAGUCAGAGAUUGGAAAGAAGGCUGUUGAAAUGGGUUUUGACCCCACCAAAGUGGAGAGCACAAUUCUCCAGAAGUUACGUCAAGAUAGUAAGGGUUAUACUUCAGUGGAGGCCCUUAUUCAAGAUAUCGCAGAACAACAGAGUGAUUUAUAUAUUUCUGAAAAAUCUGAUGACCCCAUGACAACGCUUGAGAAACUCCAGAGAGAGAAGCGUUGUAAGGUCUGCAUGGACAAUGACAUCAACAUCGUCUUCAUUCCCUGUGGACACCUGGCCACUUGUCAAAAAUGCUCAGAAUCUUUGCUUAAGUGUCCCCUCUGCUGUGCCACUAUUGUGCAGAAGAUAAAGGCCUACAUUGGUUGAACAUCCAAGAAACCACAACUCAAAAUUAAACUCUGACUGAAUGUUGUACAAUCCAGACAUUCCUUGAUAUUGGAUAUAAAGUGUGUAUAUGCUUUGUGUAGAUGAGUGUAUAUGUACAUUUGUACGCAUAUAUCCAGAGAUAUACAAGUUCAGUCAUUUUUUAUUAGGUCACAAAAUUGCUUGUUUUUGACAGAUGGGCAGCAGACUACAUCAUUUAAAUUUCUAAUAUAUUUUUUUAGUAAAAUCAAUAUUUAUUGUCCAUCUUCUGAAAACAUCUUUGUGGCUUUCCCCAUGUUCACAGAAAUACACAGAUGUAAACUACCAUAGUGCCUUUAUAGAGUUUUAAAUAAUAUUUUCAUUGUACUUUAUAAUUUUACAUGAUCAUGUAUAAUUCAUUCACAACCGCACAAUUGAGAAUAAUGUCUUUAAUGUUGAUUUCACUUUUUUUUUAAUUACACAUUUCUGCAGCAUAACUCUUGGUUUUAAGUAUAAAUAUUGCAAUUAUGACAAUUAAACAGAAAUUCCUAAUA
Messenger RNA from Triplophysa dalaica, 2076 nucleotides. RefSeq names its product X-linked inhibitor of apoptosis (gene xiap). Lineage: Eukaryota; Metazoa; Chordata; Actinopteri; Cypriniformes; Nemacheilidae. The record is from RefSeq and is a predicted model, not a curated record. Gene Ontology annotation, biological process: negative regulation of apoptotic process; regulation of cell cycle. Gene Ontology annotation, cellular component: spindle microtubule; nucleus; cytoplasm. Gene Ontology annotation, molecular function: cysteine-type endopeptidase inhibitor activity involved in apoptotic process. The transcript is spliced from 7 exons. The coding region runs from base 173 to 1546 and encodes 457 amino acids.